This is a messenger RNA of Labeo rohita (rohu), 4230 nucleotides long. RefSeq names its product cdkn1a interacting zinc finger protein 1a (gene ciz1a). NCBI's taxonomy places the organism in Eukaryota, Metazoa, Chordata, Actinopteri, Cypriniformes, Cyprinidae. Gene Ontology annotation, cellular component: nucleus. The transcript is spliced from 16 exons. The coding region runs from base 157 to 2106 and encodes 649 amino acids. The record is from RefSeq and is a predicted model, not a curated record. Gene Ontology annotation, molecular function: zinc ion binding; nucleic acid binding.
CUGAUACCGGUGAGAGUGUGUUAGCGCGCCGCUAAUGUGACAGAGGAAGUUUCAACAGGCUGUCGCUCGUUUCUCCUCUAUUAAACUCAUAAUCCCCGCAGCAAAGUUCGCUGCAGUGAAGCGGUGAAUCUCUGGUAUUGACAGCCAGACGUCAGGAUGUUCAAUCCUCACCAGCAGCAGCAGCAGUUUCAUCAGCAUCUGCGGCAGCUGCAGCAGCUGUUUCAGCAGCAGACGCCUCCUCCGCCUCCGCCGCCGCCUCCUCCACCGCAGCCUCCGCCCGCCCAUCACAUCACACAUGCACGGCCUAUCGCGGUUUCCGCUCCUGCUCCUCCACCUGCCCGCAUGGUGAACCUCUGCUCAGCCACUCAGACCAUCAUCGCACCCAAUCCCAUGCUGCAGGGGGCUCUGCUCAUGCAACAGAUGCAGGCGGGCGGCAUGCGUGGUUUUGCGAUGGGCGGGCAGCAGUUUCCUCAGUUCUUCGCUGCUGGAUCCAGAGCGUCUCUGCUGGGACCCGUCCCAAUGGGAGUCGCCAUCAAAACCCCACAUAUGGGAUUCCAGCGACAUUUCACGCCACACACGCGCUACUUCACCAAUGAGUUUCAGGCUCGUCAGCCAGACAGGAAGAGGGAGAACGAGCAGAAAUCUGUGGGUAGCAGCGAAAGCCAACCAGAAGCCAGCAGCAGCAGAGCAGAUGAAGCAGCCGCUGCGGCCGGUCCGGGAUGUCAGGAGUCUUCAGAGCAGCCCGAUGAACCAGCGGCCAAAAAACAAAAAACACAAGAGUCAGAAGAGCCUGUGGAGACAGAAUCAGCUCAAAGCGCUGAAUAUAAGAGUCCAGAUCCUGCAGAGCUCACGCUGCAGGAAGGAGGCGGAGUGGACGGGCCGCUGGCCGCUGAAGCAGAUGAACCGAGUCAAGUGGCUGAGCAGGUUGAAAGCACAGAAUCUCCAGAAAAGGAUGUUGAGCAGCAGAACAGCGAUGGUCCAGAUGAAGCCGCGGGCUCCGAUUCAGUCCCUGAGAUUAAGGAAACCACAGUCACUCCUGAGGAGGUCAAAGAUGGAACAGCAGAGACAUCCAGCAAGUUCUUCUGCUAUAUUUGCAACAUCACUUGCCAUAACCAGCAAAAUUUCCAGAGCCAUAUGAACGGACUGACGCACCAGCAGAAGAUGAUGGAGAUCCAGCACAUGAGUAACGCGUGUCUCGUCACGCUGCUGCCGCGAGUCCAGGAGUCCCUGCAAGGAGCUCGAAAAGACGGGGAGAAGAGACCAGGCCUGCAGCGAUGGUGCUCCACCUGCCAGACACACUUCACCUCCAACGUCAUGGACCAUCGCAGAACCAAGGAGCACAAGCGCUGUAGUCGCUCGUCCAGCACCAGCUGCACCGUCUGUAAGCUGCACUUCAGGACGCCCAGAGAGUUUGUGGAGCACAUGCAGUCGACGGAGCACAAGCAGCGAGUCGAGCAGCUGUGGAAGGAGACGGGUAAAGAUGGGGCGGAUCAGCUGAACGCUGACAUGUUUCUGGGUGAAGAGGACGGCGAAUGCAGCGAGGACGAGAGGGAGGACGAGGAGAAUGGGAAGGAGGGAGUGUCUGCGCAGAUGGAGGUCACACUGGAGGAUCUGACCGAAGAAGAGGAGUUCGACUCAGACACGUUGUACGGCUCUAGUUUUGUGGUGCCCGUCGCUGGCUUUCUCUGCCGUCUGUGUAAUCAGUUUUAUCACUUUGAGUCUUCGGCUCGACACGCGCACUGCAAGACGGUCAAACACUUCGAGAAUCUCAAGCGUUAUAAAGCCUUAAAGAAGCAUGAAGACUCCGGCUCAACCUCAGUAGAACCAGCAGACCACAUCAGUCCAGAUGAAACCUCUCUCAUCCCAAAACCAGCCCUGCAGACGUCGCAGUCCUGCAGCAGUACCUCACAUCCCAGCAGCAGCAUCAGCAGACUCAACGCCAGCAGCAGCGCACAGGAAGUCCAGACGGCCGCACAGGAAGAAGCCGUCGCCGGAGAGCCCGAGGAAGACGACGAGGCUCCCACCGCCGUCCCGGAGGGGAAGGGCGCCCGGGGCCGAGGCAGGACUCCCGCUAAGAGACGAGGACGAGGAGGAAGACGACGCUGAGACACGGAGUACUGUAUCAGCCUCAGAGGACCGUAGUGAAACCACCCGCCGUAGACAGUGUGUGUCUGUCCUGCAGUUCAGACGGGUUCGUGCCACAGAUUCACGCCUCUAACCCUGUUUGUACAGUAGCUGUGAUUGUCAUGAGCACACGAACCUCAGAUGAAGGGAAUGAUGGGAGACGCCGCCGGAGAGCGUGAGUCUGAAGUGAAGACGUUUUUGAUCACGGGUGAAUCGCACCAAAACAUCAACGUGUCCAGCUCAUGUUUCAGAACAAAACCAAAAAGAUCUUUAUAUCAGUCUAUAUAUGAAGAGUUCAUUUGCAAAAAUAGAUAACUUUUUUUUUUUUUAACAGUUUUCAAAAUUCAUGUUUGUUUUUUUUUAUGUAAGUAAAAUAACUAAAAAAAUACAGCUAAGUAGCACAAUAAAACACAACAAAAGCAUAACAAAAAAAACAUGAUUUUUGAAAAAAAAAAAUCUGUUUUUGCAAAUAAACUCUUCAAAUAUAUAUUAUGAAAAUUAAAUGAUAAUUCAGUACUAAAAGUCCCAAAAUAUUUUUUUAAAGCGAAAAAAGUGUGUGUAUAGAUGUGAAAUUUUAUAUAUAUAUAUAUAAGACAACUAUAUAAUCUUAUAUAAAUUUUAUAAUAUAUAUUUAAUGUUUAUAAUAUAUAUACAAAAUAUUAUUUAUAUAAUUUUCUAUAAAUUUUCAUAUACAUCACAUAUCAUGUAAACAAAAACUUUUGUUUUGGAUGCAAUUAAUUGUUUAACAUAUAUAUAUCUAUAUCUCUAUCUAUCUAUCUCUCUCGCUCUCUCUCUCUCUCUCUCUCUCUCUAUAUAUAUAUAUAUAUAUAUAUACACACACACACACACAUACAUAAACACACACAAUAGAUGUUUUACAAACAUACAAAAUUUAUUAUAUACUAUAUAAUUUUCUAUAAAUUUUCAUUUACUUUUUAGUGUGUAUAUAGCAUAAUAAAAAUUGAAUAUAUAUAACAUUUAUAUAAAAUUAUAUAGUAUAUAUAAUACAUUUUGUAUGCAUUUAAUAUAUAAAUUAAUUAUAAAUAUGCUAUUAAAAUGUAAUUAUCAUUUAAUUAUUUUAUGAUAAUUGCACACCUUCUCCCCAAUUUUCGAUUACAGUAGCGUGAAAUAUUAUUGUCAUUACCAAAAUACAAAAAUGGCGUUAUUGCAAAAUAGUUGUUGUACUGAAUUUAGUGAGCAGUUUUUAAUUUUAGAAAAUUAAUUUUAAAAAGAAUGAUUUUGCAUUACAUUACUGUUACAUAUGGGGGAGAAAUGUGCUGAAUUGUCAUGAAAAUAAUGUCACAGUUCAAAACGCAUUGAUUUAAGUGUAAACUCACUAUGAUACUGAGUUUUUGGUUUUGGUGCCGAUCGUGAGCUGAACGUGUUUUCUUUGAGACUGACGCUGGAGCGGCGGGUUUGUACUGACUGUAGAAUGUAGCAGCACUGAAACAUGUUUAACGGAGCGUUUCAUAAACAUGCAAACGUGAUUGUAGUUUUGAUAUCGGUGUCACACGAUUGAAGAUCCAGAUGGGAGACGAAGCUUAUUUUGCAUUGGUUUGACAUUUAAUGGGUUUAACACACUAGUCUCAGUCCUGACAGACUCAACAACUCAAACACUGAAGUAUCUGUACGUUCUUUUCUUCUAAACAUCUUCAGACUGAGUUUUUCCUUAACCUCACAUGGUUAAAUAAGCAGCUGCUUCAGUUUAAAACACAUCACAAAACCAGCACUGAUCAUGUUUUGUAGCUGCUGAACCAGAAGGAGAGAGUCAGCGUGUCGUUCACACGAAGCGCGUCGUACCGAAUGCUGUCUGACGGCACGCGGGUGACAUCGCGACUGAUCUUAUUCUGCCUUCAUUACUUGACUUAUCCAAACCGAGGGGUUAUUUUUACACUCACUUCACCUGUUAGCACUUCUAGUUUAGCAAACAGUUCAUUUGUACCUUCAGGUGUUUGUACAGCUGAUUGUAUUCUGGACAAUCUCACAAAGCACAAAAGAAAGAAAAAAAGAAAUAUUUUGCAUAAAGAAAAUGAAGCCAGUUCUUAAGACUUUUAGAGAUGACCUUUUCAUGACAAUUAAGCACAUUUGCUCCUAAUUUUUCAUUAU